Molecule: messenger RNA, 849 nt
Organism: Hypomesus transpacificus
Lineage: Eukaryota; Metazoa; Chordata; Actinopteri; Osmeriformes; Osmeridae
Exons: 4
Coding region: 17-682 (221 amino acids)
Source: RefSeq, a predicted model, not a curated record
AUACACAUUGAGAGUUAUGUGCUGUGUGUUUAGUGAAGAUGAGGAGUCCUUUGAACACACACCCUACAGCACUUAUCAGAUACAGAGGUUAUCCAGUAAACCUGAAGCCCAGGUCGGUACGGCCAUUGCAGAAAGGCCUCCAGCUUCACAGCCUGGUAAAAGACAAAGACUGCUGCAUUCUGGGAAGUUACCCUCCCCGGCCGAGCUGAUGGGCCGGAGGAAGAGAGGCAGGACAGCCGGGGCGUUGCCAGGGAGACAGGUCACGCAGCCCAAAGUGUCAGCCGUGAUGCAGCACAUCGGUGAUCUGCGUAGGAGACAGGGCUCCAUCGACCGGUUGAAGAGAGAGAGGUGGUGGGGUAAGGCAGGACUGCCGAGCCAUGCAGAGGGGCCAGAGGACAGUGACAGUCCCAGAGCAGAGGCCCCUCAGGGGCCAACCAUGAGCUGCCGUGAAGACCAGACAGAGGACGGAGCAACUGUCUCAGUCAUUCCAGAACAUACUACUUUUAAACCGGAGAGUCUGUUUGGGGGAUUUGAGGAGGCAUCACACCUGGCCCCUGGGGGAAAUCCAAUGAUGUCGUUCGUCCUGGCAACCGCUGACAGACAAGCCAAGGGAGCGUGGCAAAGCCCUCGACUGUCUCAUAAAGAAUUCUGGGGCAUUGAGCACCACGCAGAAGAAGAAUAGUUCAGUUCCGUAUUUAUAAUUGUAUCAGUUUGGGGUUGGGCUUUGUUGAUCUGCAGUGUUAGAUAAAGCAUGAAUCUUGUUUGUGUGAGUAUUCACAAUGAGAUAUAUCCAUAGGAUAUGCAGUAAUUCAUUCUCAUAAAUGUUCAAACCAAUAAAGAUAAGAAGGU